Columba livia (rock pigeon) is the source of this 3037-nucleotide messenger RNA. It is a transcript of the gene TPX2, whose product is annotated as TPX2 microtubule nucleation factor. NCBI's taxonomy places the organism in Eukaryota, Metazoa, Chordata, Aves, Columbiformes, Columbidae. Gene Ontology annotation, cellular component: spindle; microtubule. Bases 497 to 2752 code for a protein of 751 amino acids. The transcript has 18 exons. Gene Ontology annotation, biological process: activation of protein kinase activity; regulation of mitotic spindle organization. The record is from RefSeq and is a predicted model, not a curated record.
GGGCGGGAGCGUCCGUUAAGCGGGCGCGUGCGCGGAGCGGUUUGUGCUGUUGCGCAGGCGUGCCGGGCGGAGGAUGGGGCUCUAGCGCCGCCUGUCGGCAGAGCAGUGCCCGGUUCGCCGAGCCUGCCGGCUGCCUUACUCGGUGCUACGGGGAGCUUUGUGCGGAACUUGGGUUACAGAAACAUCUCCCAUCAGCCUUUGCGGCUGCGCAGGGCGGGGUUUGCUCAUCCGGGUCCUCUGCUCUCCUGGCAGCCCGCCCAAUAGGCACCCACCGAGGGUGUGUCCUAGGCGCUGAUUGGUUGGUUCGGACCGACGAGCUCUGUUUAAAAUCAGUUAACGGCGGCGGGUCGCGCCGGGCGGUUGCGGCGCUGAGAAACCACACAGAGGGAGCGAGGUUGUCAGAUGUGCUGGGGUUUGGUGUCACAGGUGACCAACACUUGUUCAAGGACCGUGGCAGCGCAAGGGGAGGACGCGUGGGGACAGCGUGAAGGUGAAGAUGUAUCGCCCAGUGUUUCGCUAUUCCUUUGAUGUCCCAAAUCAUUGCAUCAACUUUGCAACUCUGAGCGAAGAUGAUGACCUCAAUGCAGACUCCUGGUUUGACCAAAGAGCCAAUCUGGAGAACGUCCCUCCUGCAGAAAAUCUGGCAAAGACCUCUCUUACCAGCCCUGCUUUGUCAAAGCCCGAUGUUUUGCCUCUUGUCACAUCGCAAGAAAUAAAAACAAGUGAAAGCUGUGGUGAAGACAAUAGCCAAGCAGAAUGUGUGCAGGCCAGUGCAGUUCCUCAGAAUAUUGUUGGAUCCCUGACGAGCUGGAGAGCUGCUGCGCCUGCGGAGGCCUCUCAGAGAGCGGGUAGAAGACAAGCUACAACACAGAGGAAAACACAGCAGCGUAAACAGCCGGCUAGAGUCAAAGUGGAGAGAAAUGCUAAUGCCUUGGUUAAUAAGGAAGAGGUUCCACCUAUGAAAAAAAUGAGAAUUUCUAGUGGCACAGAGAAGCUGACAGAAGUGUCCACGAAGAGCGAGCCCCUGCAGAACCCCAACCUCUCCCCAGCAAGAGGGAGAACCAAGCCGGCCAUGCCCUCCACGCCAAUGGUGUUAAAGAGGACCAAUCCUUCUGGCAAGGCAAAGAGCACAGAGGAGCAGGAGCUGGAAAAGAUGCAGCAAUUGCAGCAGGAAGUUAUGGAACUGCGGAAGAAGAACGAGGAGUCUCUGAAAGCAGCGAUUGCUGGGGCAGGACAACCUGUGAAGAGAGCUGGUGGUCAAGUAACAAAGCCAGUUGACUUCCACUUCUGCACGGAGAACAGAAUUAAACAACACAUGGAAAGCCAGCCUGGGAAUGAGUAUAAGGAAGUGGAUUUUGCGGCUGUACUGAGAAAGCAUCCUCCCUCUCCGGGACAAAUGCCAAAGAAACCCACUGUCCCCAAACCUUUCAAUCUGUCCCAGGGAAACAAAAGAAAACAUGAAGAAACCACAUCAGAAUAUGUGCCUCUUGCUGAGCAGGUAGAAGCAUUCCAAAGACGCACACCCUCUCGGUACCAUUUGAGGAGCAGGAAAUCAGAUGAAGGCCCAGUCCCAGGAAAGUUGGCGAAGGUUCAGAUGACAAACCCAAAAACACCAUUGCUUCGAACAAAGCAGCGCUUCAGACCAGUCACCUGCAAACCUACAGCAGAGCUAGAAGCAGAAGAACUAGAGAAAAUUCAACAGUACAAGUUCAAAGCACGAGAAGUUGAUCACAAAAUCUUUGAGGGUGGACCACUCCUGCCCAAGAAACCCCCUGCAAAGGAACUCACGCGACCCAUUGGCUUUGAGUUGGAAAUAGAAAAGAGGAUUCAGGAGCGUGAGAGUAAGAAGCAGCAGGAGGAAGAGCACUUUGAAUUCCAUUCCAGGCCGUGUCCAACAAAAAUCCUGGAGGAUGUUGUGGGUGUUCCAGAGAAGAAAGUGCUUCCUGUUACAGUCCCCAAGUCUCCAGCCUUCACCUUGAAAAGCAGAACCCGAGUGUCUGGCAGAGAUGAAGAGAAGGAAAAAGAGGUGGUCCCUGUGAUCAAGGCUAACCCUAUGCCACACUACGGAGUGCCCUUCAAACCUAAAAUGCCAGAGCAGAGGCACGUGGAAGUUUGCCCCUUCUCUUUUGAUGCUCGUGACAAAGAGCGGCAAAUACAAAAAGAGAAAAAAAUAGAAGAACUGCAGAAGGAAGAGGUGCCAAAGUUCAAAGCGCUACCUCUGCCUUACUUUGACCAUGUUAAGCUGCCAGAAAAGAAGGUGAAAACCCCAACUCAGCCAGAACCAUUCAACCUGCAGGUUGACGAGCGGGGAGCUGCCAAGCUGCAGAGCUGGAAACAGCAGCUUGAAGAAGAUUUGAAAAGGCAGAAAGAGGCAGCGUGUUUUAAAGCUCGUCCCAACACAGUGGUGUACCAGGAGCCUUUUGUACCUAAAAAGGAAAAUAAGCUGUUAGCAGAGAGCCUUUCUGGUUCCAUAGUUCCUGAAAAUUUUGAGCUGGCAACAGAAAAAAGAGCUAAAGAGCGGCAAGAAUUUGAAAAGCGAUUGGCAGAUAAAGAAGCUGAGAAGGAGAGGUAUCAAGGCCAGGUCAGACAGGAAGAAGAGGAGCGUGAAAAGGAAGAAAUUUCUAAGCUACGACAAGAACUGGUUCACAAGGCAAACCCAAUACGCAAAUACCGCAGUGUAGAGGUGAAACACAGUGACAAACCACUGACUAGGCCCAAGUCUCCCAACUUCUCAGAUAGGUUUAGGUGCUGAUAUGCCUCAUGUGGUAGGAGGAGGGAGAUCCCAUUCCUCCACUCUCUUGAUAAGCAGAGAGGGAACAGUUUCUAUGUGCUUGCUGUCUCAACUCCUACACUUGAUUCCAUUAUUGUUUAUUGAGUAGUUUAACUCCACCUGAGGCAGGUGGCUGAGGCACAGCGACUAGGCUGUGCCAUACAGUUUCACUUCAGCUCUGGACAUCUAGUUCUCAAAAGACUAAACUAGGUUUUUAUAUUAUAUAUGAAUAUUGUGUACCAGAACUAAAUAAAAAUUCUAAUCUGA